CUCACAAAAGUCCACAACAAAAAAAGGUAAAAUUACUUGAUCAAAAAAAUUAAAUAAUAGAUGACAGAGGGAUAAAAAUGACAAACGGAAAUAUCUAUUUUGUUCUCCUAACUCCCAAUUCUAAUUCCUUCAUCGGGUAGACCCAAAAACAGUGCUUCCUCUUCUCUCUCUGCGGGAGUUCUCUGGCAAACCCAGUUCCCGGGUCGAUACCCUUUAUCGUUAUCAGCCUAUCAGAAAAUGUUUAAGAUACCAGAUCAUCAGGUUGCUGGCCACCAAGCCAGUAAUGGAAUCAUUGGCCCUCUCAUAGAUAAUUCAGGGCGCUUCUACAAGCCUCUUCAAAGUGAUGACCGUGGCUCCCAGGAGGUGGCGUUCUAUACAAAAUUCUCUUCCAACAAUGAAAUUCCAAAUCAUAUACGCAAAUUCUUCCCCACCUAUUAUGGCACUAAAGAUAUAGAGGCAUCUGAUGGAUCUGGUCUCCGUCCCCAUCUCGUCAUGGAAGAUAUUGCUUCGAUUCGUACUAAUCCUUCUCUAAUGGACAUUAAAAUGGGAUCUAGAACAUGGUUCCCGACAGCUUCUGAAGAUUAUAUCAUGAGAUGUCUUAAGAAAGAUAGAGAAACAACAAGCUUGCCCUUGGGAUUUAGGAUAUCUGGAUUUCAGAUUUAUGGAAGUGAAGACUCUGGAUAUUGGAAACCGGAGAGGAAGUAUGUUCUGGGGUUUAGUACAAAUGAUGUUAGAAUAGCUCUUAGGAAAUUUGUUUCAUCUAAUUCGUCAGAUGAUUUAGUUCCAGAACCAGACUGUGCGUUUGCAGAAACUGUUUAUGGUGGUGCUGAUGGGGUCUUGGCACAAUUGUUGAAGCUCAAGGCAUGGUUUGAAGAUCAAACCAUUUUCCAUUUCUAUUCUUGUUCGGUUCUGAUGGUUUUUGAGAAGGAAGCAACUCUAAAAGGGGAGGGCCCAGGAGCUACAAUUAAACUGAUUGACUUUGCACAUGUGAUCGAAGGUGAGGGUGUUAUUGAUCAUAACUUCUUGGGUGGACUUUGCUCUCUGAUCAAGUUUAUAUCAGAGAUUCUUGAAAACUUGCCCCAGAAUUCAGCCCAAGUUUCUGCCUAUUAAUGGGUACAAGAUAUUACUAGUAUCUCUUGGUAUUUUACUUCUGGUUAAAGUUGAAAGUUAAUUUUACUUGGCUAAUUUGUGACUGGCCAAGAACUGUAUUUUUUUUUUAAAAAAAAUGUGCCAGCAUUGUGCUUUUGUAUUUCUGAAGUUUUUUAUGCUUGUUUAAACAUAAAAGGGGAAACAAUAAUCCAUUUGUAAUUUGUUUUCUUACAAUGUUUUGCUUUUGGCAAGAAAUUCUGGUCUUUGGAACAGGGGUUACUUUCAAUAAACCUUCCAAGUUCCAAUAUCAA
Messenger RNA from Humulus lupulus (European hop), 1400 nucleotides. RefSeq names its product inositol polyphosphate multikinase beta-like. Gene Ontology annotation, cellular component: cytoplasm; nucleus. Gene Ontology annotation, molecular function: inositol-1,4,5-trisphosphate 3-kinase activity; inositol tetrakisphosphate kinase activity. Lineage: Eukaryota; Viridiplantae; Streptophyta; Magnoliopsida; Rosales; Cannabaceae. The record is from RefSeq and is a predicted model, not a curated record. The coding region runs from base 238 to 1110 and encodes 290 amino acids. The transcript is spliced from 2 exons. Gene Ontology annotation, biological process: inositol phosphate biosynthetic process.